Molecule: messenger RNA, 3231 nt
Organism: Rodentolepis nana
Lineage: Eukaryota; Metazoa; Platyhelminthes; Cestoda; Cyclophyllidea; Hymenolepididae
Source: the annotation of a GenBank genome assembly
AUGAUUUUCGGGAAACUUAAUGAUCUAUUUUUUGCCUUUCAGGACAAGGACAAUAUUUACCUCUGUAUGGAGUAUAUGCCGGGUGGAGAUUUAUACUACUGGCUUGAAUACUACGAUACAUUCACUGAGGAGCAGGCUCGAUUCUACCUGGCAGAGACAGUUCUAGCCCUUCAAGCACUUCACGAACUCGGUUACAUUCAUCGUGACCUCAAACCAGACAAUAUGCUCCUUGACGCCCAAGGUCACCUAAAAUUAGCCGAUUUCGGUUCUUGCGUGCGUCUCGACUCUCAAGGUCGAUAUUUCUGCACAUCUCCUAUUGGUACUCCAGAUUAUAUCAGUCCUGAAAUGCUCAAUUGUCAGUCUAAAGCAGGUUAUAUCGGGCCUGCGUGUGAUUGGUGGGCUCUAGGGGUCAUUGCAUUUGAAAUGCUCUUUGGAGAAACUGCCUUUUACGGACAAUCGCUGGUGGAGACGUACUCGCGAAUUCUUGGCUAUGAAAAGUCCCUCAAAAUCCCAACUGACACUGAAAUUUCACCAAUUUUCGAAUCCCUCAUUCGAGACUUCCUUCGAGGACCCAGUGAUCGAUUAGGUGCAAAAUGUGGCGCUGAGGAAGUGAAAAAACACCCUUUUUUCCAAAGUAUCGAUUGGCCUAAUUUAAGAUCCACCACUCCUCCAAUUCAACCUGUGGUAACAUCAGAUGUAGAUACGUCAAAUAUUAACUUUGAUGAAUCAGAACUCCUCGGUGCGGAUUCAAAAUUUAGAGGAGAUUCUUCGAAUUCCUCAAGUGGAUCACCGGCUAAUCUUCCCCGUUCUGGUGGCGCUUUUGCCACCAAGAAGAACAUGGGUUCACCAGCUUACUUUACUGGAGAUAAUUUGGCAUUUGCUGGAUUCACUUUUAAUCGAGAUGAUAGACGCAAUAGUGAGUCGAUGGCGAAAACACCGCUAAUUACAAAUGGUGAUGCUCAUACUGCGGAAAUCGAGAGCGCUUUAGCUGAAUCUAGGGCUAAGUUGAGUGCGGCUGAGAAACAGGCCGCAGUGGAUAAGAUCGCAAUGAACGAGGCCCAAAGACGUUUGGAGGAUAUGAAGGCAGAGCUGGCCUCUGCAAAAAUGGAAUUAGAACGACUUGGCGAUGAGAACAAGACUCAAGUUACUUGUCUUCAAUCUGAACGCGAUACGCUGAGUGAUCGUGUCAAAAAACUGCAGCUUGAGCUAAUUACUACUGCUGAGGAGUUGGAGAAUGAGAGAAAGGCUCUAGCUAAUGCGAAAGAGGAAUUAGUUGCUGCCAAAUCCGACCCUCCUCCUGCUAUUGUAGUAAAUGAUGCAAGACAGAGAAAUUCGGUCAACGAAAACCUUUCAUUGGCAGUUGACUUGGAAGUAGCUCGACAACAAGCUUGCAGAGCUGAGGCUGAACUAGUUUCCUCUCGUAGACUGCAUGCUGAGGAGAUGGGCGAACUGUCUGACCAACUCCAAGCUGAGAAAACCUUCUCUCAACUCUACAAGUCUAAAUUGUCUGAAGCAGAGGCGGAAUUGGAAUCUUUACGUGCAUCUUUCGCUUCCACUCAUGCUAUCUGCAAAGAGUUAAAGGAGCGUAACUUUGGUCUUGAGUCAGAACUAGCUGUUAGCAAAGUGGAUUUAGAGGGACUUAAGAGGUCUUAUGAAACCGAUCUAAAUGAAUCAAAUGUACAGGUUACUCGACUAAAAGACCGAGUGAGCGCCCAAGCUACCGAGAUUCUAACAAUGACAGAGCAACGUCAAGAUUUGUUGCGCCAUUGCAAGACCCUUGAGGAGAGCGUAUCCACCCUAACAGACCAACUUCAAGUCUUGAGAAAAGAGAACAAAAUUCAGAAGUUAAAGAUUGAUCAGACUGUUGCCAAGCUGUUUGAAGUUGCUUCCGUUACACCAGCUAUAGGUGGAAAAGCAAAGAAGAGUUCCGAAGCUCUCAAGGUCUCCGCUUUGGAGAAACAACUGCGUAAUGCUGAACACAGACAUCAGAAGGAGAUUGCGGAUCUCCAGUCCACGCUUAAUCGUCUCAAGACUGAUAAUGAGGAAAAGGCAAAGGCUAUGGCUGAACUAACCAAUCAUAAUCGACAUUUGGAACAGGAAUUGGAGAAAGUGAAUGUUCAAGUGAGUACUCUCUAUGAAUGCUACGGUACGAAGUCUGCCGUUGGAGGAGAAGGGAAGUUAUCAAGCAGUUCUUCUCUGGGGAGAAUAGCUAAGGAGCCCACAUCUCCACGACUUCGUUCUGAAAUUAGUCAUUCCCUUGAGAACCUCUCGAGUAUUCCCGAGUACAUUGGAAGAGGACAGCCAUCAGCGUCCCCUUAUAUUGAGGGUGUGUGUGAUUUCCCUGAGAAGAUACGAGGCAAGAAAAAAUUGGCUUGGACACCCAGAUUCGCUGUUAUUUGCCCCUUCUCUGUGUCCUUCUAUUCAUCUAAAGUUCAACGCGACCAAAUUGGUUCUGUUCCUUGCGAAGAAAUUCCUAUCCAGACGAUAUUUUCGGUUCGUCCGGGGACAGUGUUAGACCUCACAUAUGCUACAGAAGAAGAUGCAUCCCGGCUAAUAUGUAUAAUUUCUGACGUGAUAGGUCAAGAUUCUGGAAUGAACGAUGCCGAUAAAAUGAGCAUCAUGAGCGGAACUUUUGGUCCGGGUGGCAGUUGUAGCAACCACAUUUCUUGGCAAGGUCACUCAUUUCAGCCAAUGACCUUCCGAAUCACAAAUACCAUUUGCGAGGUAUGUCGACGCCCUUGUUCCGAUCUGCGCUCGCCACCUCCAGCUCUAGAAUGUAUUCGUUGUCGAAUGCGUAUCCAUCGUAACCACGUGGAGAACCAUGAGAAGUUUGUUGUUUGUCCAAACACUGUGCGUCAGUGGAUUAUUCGUGCUCCCACUCUGGCUGAUCGAAACGCCUGGAUUUCUUGCAUUAAUCAGCUAAAGAAAGACGCGUUUGCCUUUUGUUCUCCGGAUAGUGGUCUUACGCAUUCGCCAUCAGGGUCACUUUCACGAACUGCCGGAUCCGCCACUCCGGCAACGCCCCUUUCUGGUGCCAACACAGUGCGCUACAGGAGCAUGAGGAAUUUUGGGGGCUUCAGUUUAAAAGAUAUUGCCUCGCGGCGUUCAGUCGCAGUCACGUUUCCGCGACAUAACAGUAGUUCCGGUGUAACUGGUAGUUCAACUCCAGGAGUGGUGCAUCCCCACCAGCAACCUACUCUUCCGAAUAUUGAUGGCCAGCAUGAUUUGUAA